AUGGGUUCUUCUUCAGCACCGGGCAAGAAAGCGCACGCUGUGUGCCUGCCGGCGCCGGCGCAGGGGCACGUCAUCCCGAUGCUCGACGUGGCCACGAUGCUCCACGCCCGCGGCUUCGACGUCACCUUCGUCAACACCAAGUACAACCACGCCCGCCUCGUCCGGGCGCGGGGCGCGGCCGCGGUGGCCGGUGUUCCGGGGUUCCGCUUUGCCACCAUCCCGGAUGGCUUGCCAUCAUCCGACGACGACGUCACGCAGGACGUUCCCUCGCUAUGCAAGUCCACCGAGGAGACCUGCCUCGGGCCCUUCCGCCGCCUCCUCGCGGAGCUCAACGGCCCCGCCACAGGCCACCCGCCUGUGACCUGCGUCGUGGCCGACGCGCUGAUGGAUUUCUCCAUGGAAGCGGCCAAGGAGCUCGGCCUCCCCUAUGUCCAGCUAUGGACGUCUAGUGCCAUCAGCUUCGUCGGUUACUGCCACUACCGCCUCCUCUUCGAAUGUGGCCUCGCACCGAUCAAAGCCGUCAAACAGCUGACUGAUGAGUACCUUGACACGCCGGUGGAAGACGUGCCGGGCCUGAGGAACAUGAGGUUCAGGGACUUUCCCACCUUCAUACGCAGCCCAGCCCCGCUGCCGUACGACUUCAUGUUGCAUUUCGCGCUCAGGAUCACCGAGCGCUCUGUCGGCGCUUCCGCAAUGAUCGUCAAUACCUUCGGUGACCUCGAGGGGGAGGCGGUGGCCGGCACGGAGGCGCUUGGCAUGCCGAAGGUCUACACCAUUGGUCCGCUCCCGCUGCUGGCGCCGAGCUCUAACAUUAGCAUGAGCCUCUGGAAGCAGCAGGAGGAGUGCUUGCCGUGGCUCCAUGGCAAGGCGCGUGGCUCCGUCGUGUACGUGAACUUUGGCAGCAUCACCGUCAUGAACAACGAGCAGUUAGUGGAGUUCGCCUGGGGGCUGGCCAAGAGCGGCAGGCAUUUCCUCUGGAUCAUCCGUCCCGACCUCGUCAAGGGCGACACCGCGGUGCUCCCUCCGGAGUUCUCGGCCGAGACGGCGGAGCGUGGGCUUGUGGCCUCCUGGUGCCCGCAGCAGCAGGUGUUGAACCACCCGGCUGUGGGCGCGUUCCUCACGCACAGCGAUUGGAACUCAACGAUGGAGAGCAUGUGCGGCGGCGUGCCGGUCAUCAGCUGGCCGUUUUUCGCGGACCAGCAGACCAACUGCCGGUACCAGUGCAACGAAUGGGGAGUCGGCAUGGAGAUAGACAGCAACGUCCAAAGUGACGCCGUCGCGGACCUUAUUACAGAGGUCAUGGAGGGGGACAAGGGGCAGGUGAUGAAGAAGAAGACGCAAGAGUGGAGGGAAAAAGCGGUCAAGGCUGCUAAGCCCGGCGGCUCGUCUCACCGCAACUUCGAGGAGUUGAUCAGCAACGUGCUAGCUCCUUGA
Triticum urartu is the source of this 1434-nucleotide messenger RNA. NCBI's taxonomy places the organism in Eukaryota, Viridiplantae, Streptophyta, Magnoliopsida, Poales, Poaceae. The record is from RefSeq and is a predicted model, not a curated record.